ACUUAAGUAAAAACAGAGUAAAAUUUGAGGGGUAGUAAGCGAAAAUUAAAAUCCAAUUAUCUAGUCAAUGGUGUAAACGCUUUGAAGUUUCCAGCCUUAGUUGCAGGGUCUUAUGGCGUGCUAAAUCAGAAGCCAAAAACCAAAAGGCAUCCCUCAGAUUCUUUUAAAAUUUUUUCCAUUUUGACCCACCAUCUCUACUUCUCUAAUCUCUAUCCCUCUCUUUCUCUCUGGUAAGUUAAGUUUCUCUUUGUUUUUUGAUCUCUGUUUGUGUGUGUGUUGCUUUUCAUUUAAGGCGAUGUUUGGAGAGAAAGAUCUCUCAAGUAAUCUCCCUUGUGUAGGAGAUGAAAGCUCUCAAAGCAAGCUUUCACGUUUGUUUCAAAACAAGGAGAGUUCAGUUGAGAAAGUGAGUUUUGUACAGAAGGGUAUUGAUUUUCUUAGAGAAUCAAAGGUGGGUCUUGAUGGAGGUUACCCUUUACCAAGAUCUUCCAAGCCUGGGAUUUCUGGCUCCCAAGAACUCACUCUUAGCUACCUCUGUGAGAACCCUAAACUGGGUUUUUGUUCUGAGAAGACCCAAACCCUGUUGGAAAAAGUUACUAGCUACAAAGGGAAAGAAGUUGUUGAUUCUGAGAACACACAUCAAGAUGAGAAAUGGGUUGAAAGAGAUUUCCUGAAUUUGAGUGAAAGUAAAGGGAUUUCUGCCAAAAGAGAUGUAGAGGAUGAUUUUCAAGAAAGAGAGACUAGUCAUAGGGAGAAAAAGCCAAAGCUUGAGACUUUGAAUCUAUCUCUAGCUUUACCCGAUGUCUCUCUCUCUUUAACUGCAUCGAAUGCUUUGCAAAAUGGUGAUCCUUCGCAACAUCGGUCUAGGCCUAGUAGGAGUGUACAGUCCUUGGCACCAUCAACCAAUAACACGCAAACUACUUGUUCUAAUGAUUUCACUGCUGCUUCAUUGUCAUACUCUUAUUCUGUGCCGUAUUCACACAAUCCUAGCUGCUCCUUAACACGGAAUUCUACUGAGAAUUAUGAGUAUUCUGUGGGGAAAGAUGAUCAAAUUUGGUGUGGUGGUGAAGGUACUAAUGGAUCCGUGCAUAGUCGUUUUAGGCCAAUUGGUGAUGGAGUUGCUUUGGCCAGUGCUGGUGCUGGUGCUGGGUUUUCCAUGAUGCAGGUUAACCGUCAUGUGAAUAAAGAUUCGUGCAAUAGUCUUCAUAGGACCUCUAGUUCAGAUAAUCAUUCAUUUUUCCCAUCUGAAUUGCUUGCUAAGCCUCGCAUAGAUAAUCAUUCAGAGGAUUCAAGGAGAAAGGAUUCAGAGAAUUGGAGAGUUUUGGAGAGUAUGGAUGGAGGGAGAUCCAGGAAGAUUUCUAGACCGGAAAAAAUUCUUCUUGAGAUUGUGUCUGAGUCGAUUCCUGCCAUGGCUCAAAUAAUGCAGGAGCUGCCUGAAGAAACCCUCGAAUCGACCAAAGAAUACUUGAGGAAUCUUAUUGGAAACCCAGAGAGGAAGGAAGAAUUAGUUGGACUUCAAAAUCGACUUGACAGGAGAUCUGAUCUUAGCAAGGAGACUCUCUCAAAGUGCCAUAAGGAUCAGCUAGCAAUCUUAGUUGCAGUGAAAAUGGGCCUGAAAAGCUUCUUGUCCGGGAAAGUAGGACUUCCCAUGACCGAGCUGCUGGAGAUUUUCUUGUUUAUGAGAUGUAGGAAUCUGACUUGCAAGAGUGUACUACCUGUUGAUGACUGUGAUUGCAAGAUAUGCUCAGGAAAUAAAGGGUUUUGCAGUUCUUGUAUGUGUCCUAUUUGCUUGAAUUUCGAUUGUGCUAACAAUACUUGCAGUUGGGUUGGUUGCGAUGUUUGUUCCCAUUGGUGCCAUGCUGCCUGUGGCAUUCAGAGGAAUCUUAUAAAACCAGGACCCAGCAUAAAGGGACCAUCUGGGGCUAUGCAAUUCCAUUGUAUUGGCUGUGGCCAUGCUUCAGAAAUGUUUGGGUUUGUUAAGGAUGUGUUUUUAUACUGUGCUAAGAACUGGGUUCUUGAGACAUUGACAAAGGAGCUAGACUGCGUGCGAAAGAUUUUCCGGGGCAGUGAUGAUUCGAAGGACAAGGAACUAUAUGUCAAAGCUGAUGAGCUUUGCAGCCGGCUCCAAAACAAAAUGAUGUCUGCUUCAGAUGCUUGCAGCAUCAUUAUCCAAUUUUUCAACUACUCUGAUGGUUUGUCAGACUUUCCUACCUCCGGUGCAUGUUCCAAAGAGUUAACAACAACUCAAGUUGACCUUCGAAAAGAUGAAUCAUCCGUGACACCAGGCGCUUCUCUUCCUCAGAAGCUCGUGUUUUACAGCACAAGCUCGGCAAGUGGGCAUGAUUUACUUCCGAACGAACACCGUCGGAAGGACCUCAAAGCUUCUCUCAUGAAUGACCUAAAGAGUGAAGAUGAAUACCGAUUUGGAAGGUCAUCAAACAAUGAUGGAUUUGACAGCUUAGAAAGCAUGGUAAGAAUUAAGGAAGCAGAAGCAAUAUUGUUCCAAAGCAAGGCCGAUGAAGCACGGAGAGAAGUGGAGAGUUACAUGAGGAUGAUCCGGGCCAAGUCCGAAAAGUUGGAAGAGGAAUAUGCCGAGAAGCUAUCCCGACUUUGCUUACAGGAGACAGAGGAAAGGCGAAGGAAUAAAAUGGAAGAACUUAAGGUUUUGGAACAUUCACAGUGUGAUUACUACAAAAUGAAACUAAGAAUGCAAGCAGAGAUUGCCAGUUUGUUGGAGAGAAUGGAAGCUACAAAGCAGCAAUGGGUUUAACUCUUUUCUUUUCUUUUUUUUUUCUUUUUUUCCUUAAUUUAUUGGUUAACAAUUAAUUAAUGUAAAACGUGUGGUUUGUUCCAAGUUUUUAACCUUAUGGAUUCUACUUGUUCCCCCCCUUUGAGAAAUGAAUGAUUGUACUGAGUUGUGAAAAA
Gossypium arboreum is the source of this 2922-nucleotide messenger RNA. Its product is annotated as protein OBERON 3. The record is from RefSeq and is a predicted model, not a curated record. The transcript is spliced from 2 exons. Gene Ontology annotation, cellular component: nucleus. The coding region runs from base 296 to 2767 and encodes 823 amino acids. NCBI's taxonomy places the organism in Eukaryota, Viridiplantae, Streptophyta, Magnoliopsida, Malvales, Malvaceae.